AUGAAACCUAGUGGAUUCUAUGAGGUGGAAGUCAAGGUCUGGAAUGACACAGUAGCCAAUCUCAGUUUAUUGGCACUUGGCACGAGCGCUCCUGAGAUUCUUCUGUCUAUUAUUGAAAUUUUGGGAAACAAUUUUUGUGCCGGAGAACUUGGUCCUUCCACAAUUGUGGGCUCAGCUGCCUUUAACUUGUUUGUCAUCUCAGCUGUGUGUAUUAUGUCAAUACCAAACGAUGAAGAUCGACGCAUCAGAAGCCUGCGUGUAUUUGGUAUCACAUCAUUCUUUUGUGUCUUUGCUUAUGUUUGGCUGAGCAUUGUGCUUCUGGUCAGUUCACGAGAUAUCGUAGAAUUGUGGGAAGCUAUAGUCACAUUCCUGUUUUUCCCUGUACUUAUUCUAAUUGCAUUUUUGGUGGACAAGAAGUGCUGUAUGGCAAAAAAAUCAUCUGAAAUCUUUGAAAUUGCAAUGGGAUCAAAAGAAGCUGAAGAAGAACCUUUGGAAAAACCUGAAACAACAGAAGAAAAUGUCAUUCUGCUUGCUCGGCUUUACGAUGACCUCAAGCUGAAUCCUGAAGAACGUGAUGCCCUGCGUAUUCGUCGAAGCAAAGAUCACAGUGAAGGAGGGACAAAGCCAGUGAUAGAAUUUACUGCCACUGCUGUAGCUGUUCUGGAAAGUGAAAAGAAAGUUCGAAUUGGUCUGAGAAGAACUGGAAAACUCAACUGCCCUGCUCAAGUCAGUUUUCUUUUUCUUUCUCUGGAUAUUUUUAAAAAUUCUAUUUUUUUUCUUUUCUUUUUUAAUUUAAAAAAAUGUUUUUUCUCUGUCUCUCUCUUUGUCUGUCUCUCUCUUUGUCUGUCUCUCUCUUUGUCUGUCUCUCUCUUUGUCUGUCUCUCUCUUUGUCUCUCUCUCUCUUUGUCUCUCUCUCUCUUUGUCUCUCUCUCUCUUUGUCUCUCUCUCUCUCUUUGUCUCUCUCUCUCUCUUUGUCUCUCUCUCUCUUUGUCUCUGUCUCUCUUUGUCUCUCUCUUUGUCUCUCUCUUUGUCUCUCUCUUUGUCUCUUUGUCUCUUUGUCUGUCUCUCUCUCUCUCUCUGUCUCUUUGUCUGUCUCUCUCUCUCUGUCUGUCUCUUUGUGUCUCUCUCUCUGUCUCUCUCUCUCUGUCUGUCUCUCUGUCUGUCUGUCUCUCUGUCUGUCUGUCUCUCUGUCUGUCUCUGUCUCUCUGUCUCUCUCUCUGUCUCUGUGUCUCUCUCUCUGUCUCUGUGUCUCUCUCUCUGUCUCUGUGUCUCUCUCUCUGUCUCUGUGUCUCUCUCUCUCUCUCUCUGUGUCUCUCUGGAUUUUUAAAAAAAAUUUGCACUCUGGAGAUUUUUAAGUUCAAUGGCCUGGUGGACCGCAUUGUGAAUAUGACUAAGGUCAACUUGGAUGCCCUACAAUUGGAUACUGUCAGUUGGGGACAGCAGUUUGAAAAUGCAUUUAAUGUUAAUGGCGGUGACUUGGAGACAGCAACUGCUAGUGACUACAUCUUUCAUUUUGCAACUUUUGCUUGGAAGGCGAUAUUUGCAUGUGUACCUCCACCCUCAAUCCUCGGUGGUUGGCCAACGUUCAUCAUUUCUCUUGCAUUGAUUGGUUUAAUGACAGCAAUCAUUGGAGAUUUGGCUGGAAUAUUUGGUUGUUUGAUCAAUAUGGAUGCAAGUAUUACAGCCAUUACGUUUGUUGCUCUGGGAACAAGUAUGCCUGAUACUUUUGCUAGUAAAACUGCUGCCAUAAUGGAGAAAUCAGCUGAUGCUUCUGUUGGGAACGUCAAUGGGAGUAAUUCAGUGAAUGUGUUUCUUGGUCUGGGACUACCAUGGUUAAUUGCUUCCAUCUACUGGCAUAUGAAGGGUGUGCCUUUUGUUGUCAAUGCUGGUUCGCUUGGAUUCUCGGUGGUUAUCUAUACCACUUUUGCCGUUCUUGCAAUUGGCAUGCUAUUUCUGCGAAGAAACCUGCGCAUUUUUGGUAAGGCUGAGUUGGGGGGCAAAGUUUUGGCCAAAUAUUUGUCUGGAGCUUUCUUCAUUUUCCUCUGGUUUCUCUACAUCAUAUUCUUCCUGAAAACCAAUCGAGCAAUACUUUUCUUACAGAAAUGCAAACAAAACUCAUUUAUCUGUUUAUGA
This is a messenger RNA of Acanthosepion pharaonis, 2133 nucleotides long. Lineage: Eukaryota; Metazoa; Mollusca; Cephalopoda; Sepiida; Sepiidae. The record is from the annotation of a GenBank genome assembly.